Molecule: messenger RNA, 3966 nt
Organism: Nilaparvata lugens (brown planthopper)
Lineage: Eukaryota; Metazoa; Arthropoda; Insecta; Hemiptera; Delphacidae
Product: SET domain-containing protein 4
Exons: 6
Coding region: 666-2009 (447 amino acids)
Biological process (GO): peptidyl-lysine trimethylation; peptidyl-lysine monomethylation; positive regulation of transcription by RNA polymerase II
Molecular function (GO): histone H3K36 methyltransferase activity; histone H3K4 methyltransferase activity; transcription coactivator activity
Source: RefSeq, a predicted model, not a curated record
GUGUGAACUUUCGCAAGUACAUACCUCCAAAGUUCGAUGCGACCAACUCAGCUGUGUACAGGUUGAUACAUGAGCUGGAGGAGAAAUCGAAGAAGGGAGUUGCUGAGAGACCCGAAAAAGUGCAUGACCUUGAUAAAUAUUACAAUGCACCAAUUUCUAAGAGGCAUUUCUUCGCGGCUACUCUAUCUGAAAACCAAGCUGUAUGCUAAUCCGAAUAGCAAGCCUCAACCAUGAACUUGCUGGCCUGAUUUUGAGAAGUUCAUCUCACUGGAUAGAAAAUGUUUCAAACUUAUAUGUAUUAUCAAAUUUUAUCCAUGAGAAAUUGAUAAAAAUUAUGAACCUGUAUCUUCAACUGCGUUUUUAAUAUACUCCAUGACUUGUUAGCGUGGUUACUGUAAAUCAAGAAAAUAUGGAUAUCAAGGAAAUCAACACAUAAUUAACAAAACUACAGGAAGAAUAAUACUCUUGCUAAUUUCAGAUUAUCAAGUCAUGUGAUCCUCUGAGAAAUAAUAUACAUUAAGUAUACGCGUAAGAGAAAUAUACGCAUUAAGUAAUUUGUAAGACUGCUGAAGCUCUACUGUGGAGAUUCCAUGCUAUGUGGAUCAAACAUUCAAGAUGACUGCAAAAUUUAUAUCUGUACAAGACAUGGGUUGAGCGGAUGAAACAUGGGAAGGACCUAUCGAAUAAGAAAGAAGCGGCGUUUGGCUUCCCCAGAUAGCACGGCCUACCGCAUCGGCAAGAGCAGCGGUGAAAUUGAUGGAUUCACAUCUCUGUCAGUGUGGAUGUCGAAGGAAGGAUGGAAACCAACUUGCAAAAUAGUUCCUGCCAUGUUUCCUGACACUGGCAGAGGAUUCGUUGCUAGGAAAAACAUUGAAUGCGAUGAUGUAAUAGUCAAAAUACCGGGCCAUCUACUCAUCACUGUGAAAACAGUGUCUGGUUCAAAGAUUGGCCGGCUUUUCAAUGAUAAGAAACCGUUCUCAGCUCAACAAGUGAUAUCUGCUUUUCUGAUGUGGCAAAAACAUGAAGGAGAAAAGGCGUUUUGGUGCAGUUACAUUACUUCACUACCCAGUUCCUCUUCAAGUCCUGUCAAUCUCCACGAGGAAGAACUUCAACUACUCCCUGAAUUCCUAGCUCGCCCAAUAAGAGCAGCUAAAGAAAACAUACUUGACCUCCACUUAGAUUUAAUUAAUUCCUUAGAUGAUUCUGAUGUUUGUGAUAAUUGUAAUGUACCUUUCACUGAAAUCUUUAGUUUAGAUAAUUUUAUGUGGGCCUGGUCCAUGGUGAAUUCUCGAGCAGUGUACAUUUCUCCCGAGCGUCAUUCAGAACAUCUGAUUAAUCUGUCGGAUGAGAACACUUUGGCUAUGGCUCCUUACCUGGACAUGUUCAACCACUCAUGCAAUGCCAAGGUGCAGGCGUAUAUCGAUGCUAAGGACGACUCCUACCAGAUAAGAACUUGUAAUUCCUACCUCAAAAACCAGCAAGUAUUCAUAAACUAUGGCUCUCAUUCCAAUCUGAAACUCUUCCUUGAGUAUGGCUUUAUCAUUCCCAACAACCACAACGAUGGAAUUCCCAUCUCUUAUGACAAUAUAAUAUCAGGUGUAACAAAGUAUUUCCCCUGUUUUAAAAUGUAUUCGGAUGUUUUGAAUAAGAGAUACAAGUUUUUGAAAAGCCAUGAAAUGCUCAACAAUCUGAACGUACAUGCAGAUGGCUUGUCGUGGAACACAAAGGUUGCCAUCUACAUCUUGACUUCUGCUGAAGAUGUCAGUCCUCGUGCUAUGCAACAGAAAGUGUUCUCCGGUUGUUUUGAAGAUCGAGAUUUGGAAAUAAUAUCGAAUGUAGGACUGUAUAUUGUUGCGAAUAAGAUAGUAGAAUAUCAAAAGACUCUACAGAGUUUUAAUGAUCGUGUGGGGAAACGUUUUACUGACAAUGCUUGUCUUAAAAUGGCUCGUGAUCUUUUACAAGAGUACCUGAAUGUGUUGGAUAAUAGUAGGGCUAGUUUUAACUUGUGACCUGUUAGAAGUUUGUGAACACCAAAUAUAAAUUACAAUAUUUGUAAAGUGUUGAUCUUUUAUAUAGUAAAUUUUCAUCCUAAUGAAUGCUGUUCUAUUCUAAUUCAGUUCAGUAAUCAUUGACAGGGUUUGAGUUGUAAAAAAUGUUACCUGUACCCUUUAAUAUAUUGUUUAACACAUGUACGUUUAACUUAUGUGUAUAAACUAUAAUGUUUUUCUAACUUUUUUGUGAUUCCUAAUGAUUCAUUAGUACUUAUAAUUGUUGAUUCCUUUUCAUCUUUAAAACCCAAUUAAUAUAACUCCGCCAUUUCAUUGUGUGCUCUUCUCUUCCGUCGCCGAAAUCGAUUUAAAAGAAUUUGAAUCUGCGAGUAAAAAUACAGAGGUAGGUAUUACAAACUGGACAAUCACUGAACAAUCCUUUAUUAAUAAUUUUAAGGGUAUUAUUGUACAAAGUAUACUAUUAAAAUUGUAAGAAUAUUGACUUUGGAAAUCGCAAGUAAAAUUAUUUAUGUUGUAGAGUAUAGAGUGUUGAAUAAUAAUUUUAAAUAAUGAAUUAAUUUUAAUUUUAUUAUUAUUAAUAUACCUUUCUAGUAAAAUACCUAUUUUAAUAGGGCUACUUGAAUGUUCAAUUAUAGAAAAUUACUAGUCAUGUAACACGGCCACUAUGUAACAUAUGUAACCAACCCUAUGUAACUAUGUAACCAUCAUGUAACACUAUUGGGCAGCAGUGUUUUGGCUACCAGUGUGGUGGUCGGGCUCGGCAUCCAACCAGCAGCCAAAAUAUUAUGUGGCUGCUAGGAUGGCUGCUCUAGUUUAAUAAGAGUGCCCAGUGAUGGAGCGAGUGACCGCCAGCCCGGCUGACUGUGUCACCUGGUUGCCUGGCUGCCUUCAAUACGGGGCCAACAAAUUUAUUGUAGAAAAACGGUGGAAUCUUUUCUUUCCAUUGUUAUGAAGAUUAUUCUUUUCGAAUGAGUAAUACUCAUACCAAUACUUUGGUAAUUAUGAAUUUUUAAAAUCCGAUUAAUAUUUUUUAGUAGUAUAAGAAAUAUAAUAUAAGAAGUAUAAGAAAUAGAACUAGGGUACUAGUAAUUUUCUAUAAUUGAUAUACCUUCAUAAUUGUGUAUUGAAGUAAUAUUUCUUUUCGCUGUGGCUACAGUUACGGUAACCGUAGCUCGUAUCGAGUUCCAGUAAACAUUUGAGCAUGCGCGGCUACCGCUAUUUACAUGUGCAUUGUGGUGCUUGUGGUUUUUGGUCACAUGGUUAUGAUUUCUAAGUAACUAACUAACUUCAUUAUUAACUAACUUAUUUCUAACUAACUUCAUUGAAACGAUAGGUUAUCAUAACCAUGUCACCAAAAAUCAUCAACACCACAAUGCACAUGUAAAUAGCGGUAGCCGCGCCUGCGCAAAUGUUUACCGGAACGCGAAUGGAGUUACGGUUACCGUAACUGUAGCCACAGCGAUUUCUUUUUCAUUGUUUUAGACAAUAGCAUUUCAGAAUUUUAUUGAUGUGAAUUGAAACCAUUGAACAUUAUUUUACAUUGAACAAGUUGAGAAAUACAAGAAAACCUCUUAAAAAAUUGAUUGAAAUUAUUAAGUUAGAAAUCCAUUAUAUUUAAAAUCGACGAUAUAUAUUUCGGGCAUCUUUUCAACAGUAACAUACCGUACAUAUUAGACAUAAAGAUGAAUUUUUUUUUUUAAUAAAUCUUUUAAAUAAGUAGACCCCGAAUUUUCCUUUAGUCCCAUUUAGCUAUGAAUGGAAUGUUUCCCAUGGUAAAGUGUAACUGUAUAGAGUAUAAUUAUUAUCAAUUGAUUCAUUCAAUAAACCAUAAGAUUGUCAUGUGUAGAAUAAUCAUAGCAUUUCACACCAGUUACCAAAUAAUAUAAGUCUGAUUUUGUUGUAUUUCCCCAUAGACUUAAUAAAAUCCAGAGAUAAAAUAAUUAUUUUUAAAAUCGUA